This is a messenger RNA of Zymoseptoria tritici IPO323, 1782 nucleotides long. RefSeq lists its product as uncharacterized. The transcript is spliced from 6 exons. The record is from RefSeq and is a predicted model, not a curated record. The coding region runs from base 1 to 1782 and encodes 593 amino acids. NCBI's taxonomy places the organism in Eukaryota, Fungi, Ascomycota, Dothideomycetes, Mycosphaerellales, Mycosphaerellaceae.
AUGUCUCGAGUACCCAAGCAUCAUCAUGGCGCGCUAGACGAACGAGAAAGCCCUCGAUAUGCCAGGAAGGAAGGAUGUGUGCACGAAGAUCUUGAACCCGACGUCACAACGCUAAUUGCCUUGACAGAGCGAGGCGGCAGCAAGAAGUUCGGAAAGAUGCAGAGAUUGACGGAGGACCGGACGAGCUUGCAGACGGUUCUCGAGGAGGACAACAAAGCAUCGACCUGGUUCGUUCUCGAUGCGCCCGUCAGCGUCGAGGGACAAUCCGCCGCACUAACGACAAUUUCUGUCGCAACGAAGCAGAAGUCCGGGUCGAUUCGCUGUAUGCGUGCGAGGAGGUCCUCUACUGGUUUGCUGUGCGCGCGAUCGAUGAUUUCGGCUCCACUUAUCUCAACAUGGCACACCCUUCAACACUCACUUGGUGGACCACAUCCGCGCACUGCCCGGCGCCACAAGCUAGGCAAAUCACUCCAGCCGAAGACCCUGCUCGGCGCACCCUUCCUCACUUUGGCAUACCGGCAAUUGCUCAAGGCUCAGACCAGUGUGGAAAACAUCAAGCAGCAUUAUCUGGUCUGGGGUCUGGCGUGCAUCACUGGUGUCCGUCCCGGGAGCAUGACUGUAUGCCCUGGCUACGGACAGGGAGCUUCCCUCGGCUUGACGGGCGUGACUCGUGACGAGGACGGGGCUAUGCGCUGGAAAGACUUCGAAUUCAUCCAGCUGAAUGGAAUCGCAGGCAUUACUGUCAAGGUGACGUUCAAGUACAUGAAGGGACAUCGGGAUCCGUACGCUCAAGGAUCGUCAUGCCAACCAAGACGUUCACACUGCUCCCAACGCGAGGUGGACUCGCGAUGUUGUCUAAUGCAACUGGUCUGCGGUCGCAACGCCUUCAGCUUUUGUGUGUAUUCAUACUGGCUGCGCUUGCCUACGGCGGAAGUCUUCAUUGUCGCCGAUAUGCAAAAGCCCAGCCGGGAAUUCGAGCGUGGACAAGAGAGCAGUGGGCAGUGCUGGACCUCCAGCACCGCCGUGAACGAAAUCGGCAAGAACGCAACCAUGCCAUGCAAGGCCUCAACUCAGAGUGGCGAGCUAGAUGUCACCAAGGCCAUGAAGGAAGCCGCGCUUAACACAGAUUUGCGCAGGACGGCCAUCGACAUCGGUAUGCUGGAACGUACAAGCCUGACCCGAGCGAAGAAGCAGUACAGCGCCGAGUUUCUGCCUGAACUGAAGGCGCACAAGAAAGCGGCCGUCAUUGGCGAUCGUACACUCGCUUGUGACGCAGAUGCCGAAGUUUCCCGUCCUGCUCAAGCUGUUGACGGAGUGUCACUCGACGAAAAUGACGAGUUUGAUAAGGCCGAGCUUGACGAAGGCGGAGUGGAGAAGACUGGCAACGACUCACGCACCGCGCCGACGUACUGUAACCAGCUGGACGACCAGGCUGUGAUCAUGCCAGACUACGACGAGGGUGGCGCCGAUACCAUCAAGAAGCUUAUCGGCUUCGUCCAAUCCAACCGUCUCACAGAAGAUGAAGGACAAGCGGCGGGGCUUCUUCAGGCCUUCAGGCUCAAGACAGCACACCUCGAGACUGAAUACCGCUCUCGCGACGCACAGCUCUUGCGUGCCGCUCUGAACACGGCUAAGCUGUUGCGCCAUGUGGAUGAACAGCUCGCGGACAAGAUUGUUGCCAGAGGAUCACCCGGACUUCGAUCUCUCAAGAUCGACACGGUCAUCGAAGCCGUGUCUACGAGCUCGUCAUACACAAGGAGGAGAGUGCGAAGAAGCCUCUAG